UCUUAGAAAGAGGAUGUUUGCAAGAUUUCUAAAGGAUACCAGCCACGAACACAAACAGAAUGCCAUAGAUAAGACAAAAAAAGGGGAGCAGCGUGUUGCAACGGAAAAGGAGAAUGACUCACAUACUAGUCCGUUUUCUGAGUCAAGCACUUCGAAGAUUUCUCAAGGUAGCGGUGACGAGACCUUAUCGAAGAGGAAGAUAGAUUUGUAUCGAGCAGUAAUUAGAAAAAUUUUUACUCCUCUUGAAAAUCAUGAAGACUUGCGCCUUGCAGUUUCAGCCCCCAUUAGCUCUCCUUCACAGGUAUCUCACAAAGUUCAUGUGGAAUAUGAUCCAAAUUCCUCAACCGGGUUUGCUGGGUUGCCUCCUCAUUGGGAACAGCUUCUUUUGAACGCUGGAAUCGGUACCCAAGAAGUCGAACAAUAUCCCCAAGAGACUGCAGACGUCCUUCGGUUUCAUAAUAAACCCCAUUUACCUCCUAUUGCAACAGACGAUAUCUUAGCAGCUUCUGAUGAUCAGUGUAAUGACUUUGACAUGUCUCCAGUUUGUUCCAUUAUUUUGCAACAAGAUCCUUACAUGUUCUACAAAGAUCUUAAGAAAAUUGGAGAAGGUGCUUCAGGUUCUGUGUACAAAGCAACCUCUUUGGAUUGCCCUCAACAUAGGGUUGCCAUGAAGAAGGUGAAACUAACUUCCCAAACAGUACAUGAAGCAAUGGAAACCGAAAUCAACAUGAUGCGCAGCAUUCAACAUGAAAAUGUAGUUCGAUUUUAUGAAGCUUAUGAAUGGGAAGAAUACUUAUGGCUUGUGAUGGAAUUAUUGGAAGGAGGAUCACUUACAGAUAUAAUUUACUUUCUCAUGGAGCACAAAUGUUAUUUGGAGGAAAAACAGAUAGCUUUCAUUUGCCAAGAAGUUUUGAAAGGUCUUGAAGGCAUACAUGCUCUCCGUCGAAUUCAUAGAGAUGUGAAAAGCGAUAAUGUUCUCACUGACUUUAAUGGACACAUGAAACUUGCUGAUUUUGGAUAUUGUGCUCAAAUUUCUAAUGAGAAGCUUAAAAGAACGACUGUUGUUGGAACUCCCUAUUGGAUGGCACCAGAGUUAAUUCGUGGAAAGCCUUAUGACUUCAAGGUUGAUGUAUGGAGUUUGGGCAUUUUGGCACUGGAGUGUGCAGAAGGUGAACCGCCUCUCUUACAUGAGACUCCUCUAAGAGCCAUGUUUCUUAUUACUACUCGAGGGCCACCAGGAUUGAAAAAUCCAGAGAAUUGGUCUUGUUUAUUUAGAGACUUUCUACAAAAAUGCUUAAUUAUCGAUCCUUCCAAAAGAGCAUCUAUUAAGGAAUUAUUACUCCAUCCAUUCUUAAAAACUGCCUGUAAUCGCAAAGAAAUGGCAAAAUUGAUACGAUUGUGUAGAAAGGUUCCAGAACACGUUCCAUUUAUGUAGAAACCAUAGAAUAAUUUGUCUGACAAUUGUGUUACUGUGAAUAAAAUAUUACA
Galdieria sulphuraria is the source of this 1488-nucleotide messenger RNA. RefSeq names its product serine/threonine protein kinase. Lineage: Eukaryota; Rhodophyta; Bangiophyceae; Galdieriales; Galdieriaceae. Gene Ontology annotation, cellular component: cytoplasm. The record is from RefSeq and is a predicted model, not a curated record. The transcript has 2 exons. Gene Ontology annotation, biological process: regulation of MAPK cascade; intracellular signal transduction; protein phosphorylation. The coding region runs from base 14 to 1435 and encodes 473 amino acids. Gene Ontology annotation, molecular function: ATP binding; protein serine/threonine kinase activity.